Seminavis robusta is the source of this 3782-nucleotide messenger RNA. The record is from the annotation of a GenBank genome assembly. NCBI's taxonomy places the organism in Eukaryota, Bacillariophyta, Bacillariophyceae, Naviculales, Naviculaceae.
GUUUUGACAGUCUUGCCGGCAUCUCGGAGCCACUUUUCCGGAUUUAUUUGACCCGUCACUUUUUUUGUCUCCUUUUUGGCGUUGUUCAAUUAGUCUUGUUGUGUAUCCGAGGCUCUAUCCUCGUCCCAUCUAUAUUCAGUUCUCGCUUUAAAAAUCAAGUAUGGACAAUACGCCACCAGAAGAGAUGGUUGCCGCUGACUUGUCGUCCCUCCGAGCCAAAGCAGGUGCUGGUGGUACACAUAAUAGUAGUAACCACCAAGACGAAGAACAUGAGAAGCCUACCGGUACGGCUUACUUGGCGGUGGUCAGAGAACAAACACAAAGUGUCACGACAACUACUCCUCCUUGUCAAAACAACGAAGAACGCCGAGCGGCUCGGGCUCCCCAAGCGGCUAUGGAAGAGGAGGCUGCCCUGCAACCAGGGUCCCAGCAGAGUGGCUGGCUAUCAUUUUUCCCGAAGGAAAAGCAAGGAAAAAGCUAUGGCAAUCUGGACGACGACAAGUCGUCUGCAGAAAAGCAAGUAGCUGCAGACAGCAGCAUGCCAGGAAAUCACAACCAAAAUGCUGAUCAGACCACAACUAGUUCUGCAAAUAUUCCACUCUCGGCUGUAAUGCCAGUGGCCCAGUUUGAAAACCCUCAAAGCAGUGCCCGGCUUUCAUAUUUUCCCAAGAAAUCAUCAUCCAACCGCAGCUGUACUAGUAGUUUGGCACCAAUGAUAAUGGGAAAAGCAGCUAAUAAUAGCCAACUGGAAGAUUCGGACCAGCUGACCAUGCCAGCUAUGAAUUCCUCUUUGAAUUUGAUUGCAAGCCAUCCAUCAUCAUUGAACCAACGCGUACCACAACAACAACAGCACCAGCAGCCAGCCCUUCCUGGAGCCUACCGGUACAGAAAUGCCCCUGGAGAGUCAAUAAUGCAACACACUGAGAUGCUUGACUAUGGCCUCUUCCAUGCUCCCAACUCUGGUGCCUCGCUCCCUACACUUACACAGUCUAACCUUCCUGCUGUUGAUUCAAAUAGUCAGGAACGACAAUCGACGCAUCAUAGUUCAGGCAAUGAAGGACAUGCUGUGGCAACGGAACAGGUUCCGGUAAACGCCAACCUUGUGGAAGAAUCGGAAGUGGUAAUGGCAGAGCCUCUGACCUUGCCAAUUGGAGACAAUGAUGAAGAUGAUACUGGUAUGUAUACUGGUACUCCCAACAAUGAGGGACAGGAUCAAGCCAAGAAAGAUCAAUUGAGGGCAUGGGUGGGACUAGCCGGCUUGUUUAUUGUUGUGGCUGGUGUCAUUGUCUUGGCGAUUGUCCUGACAGCUGACAGCAACGCUGACCCUGAGGUUGACCCUAUUAGCUCGACCGGUAGCACACAGAUGGAUAUUCCAACCACCACCAGCAACAGCAGUGAAUCCAAUAAUCUUGAUGGGGACACGGUCAUACCCACUAUAGGUGAAACCAGCAGCCCAAGUACUGCAUUGGCCGGUACUGAGGCCAUCAAUGACAUGGGGAUUGAAAUGUCGUUUCUUCCUGACUUCACUAGAGAGGUGAUUGCCCUUGAUGGGUUGAAAGUGUCUGGACAGAGUUUGGCGUGGCAAUGGCUUCAACAACAUCCAGAGUUUGACAGCAUGCCUAGUUGGCGCAAACUGCAACUCAUGGCACUUGCUUCCCUAUAUUACUCCACACGUGGAGACACAUGGGUGGUGCCUCCCUUUGCCACUACAUGGCUCAAUACUAGCCUUCAUGAAUGCGAUUGGCAAGGACGAUUCACUGAAGGACUCCUUCCCGCUUACCAAUUUUGGGCUCUGAUUGAAAACAACUGUACCGAUGAUGGUGUUUACUUGAACUUGACGCUACAGGAGACAGGUCUUCGAGGAACUCUUCCGCCAGAAAUUAGUUUUUUGACAAGAUUGACCGCCUUGGAUCUGAACGAGAAUUUCAUUACCGGCCAACUCCCAAGUCAGAUUGGGGAAUUGACAUUGUUGGAAGUAUUGAAAUUGGAAAACAAUUUGCUUCGCGGCUCUCUGCCGGAUGAGCUCUUUGGACUUUCGGGAUUGACAAAGCUUCAUUUGGGUACCAACGCCUUUACUGGAGCACUCAGCAACGAGGUUACAGCGAUGACUUCUCUGACUGAUUUGUCUAUUUUCAUGAACCAGCUGACUGGCACUCUCACAUCGGGGAUUAAUGCUCUUUCAGAGCUCACUUCGUUGUCAGUCCGGGGAAACUUGUUCAGCGGCACAGUCCCAUCAGGAGUUUUUGAACUGACCGAACUGGAGAGUUUGGUAUUGGACAACAAUCAAUUCAGUGGUACCUUUCCCACUGAAGUUGGAGUACUGACUAAGUUGAAGCUGUUGCAUAUCAUGCUCUCUCAGUUUACGGGGCCGCUUCCCACAGAGCUUGGGCUCCUAACAUCAUUGUCAUUUCUUCAUUUUCAGGCAAACCACUUCAAUUCCACACUGCCAAGUGAAUUGAAUGCCCUUUCGAAGAUGAUGCAAAUCGACUUUGGUAGGAACGAUCUCACUGGGACUCUCCCUGACCUCAGCAGGCUGACAGCAAUGACAUCGUUCAAUGGAAGGGAUAACCGUCAGGGUGGAACAAUUCCGGAUCUUUCCUCUAUGACAGAUUUGCAAUGGUUGUGGUUGCAGAACAAUGCUUACACUGGAUCCCUUCCAUGGGGACUGUCCAAGAUGACUUCGUUGCUUGAUCUCAGGCUUAGUUUCAAUCAGUUGACAGGCCGGCUUUUCCCAACAUUGACCUCGCUUUCCAGGUUGCGACAACUACAUCUCCAGAACAAUUCAUUCUCUGAUACGGUGCCGUCAUCCGUUUGUGAUUCAGUGGUCUUGCUUCGGAUGUUUGUGGAUUGUGAUCUUGUGAACUGUUCCUGCACAGUGUGUGGUUGUAUGGAGGAAGACGAAGGUUGAAUGUUCCUGAUUUGAGUAAAGGGGGUGCUGGUUGGGGGAAUGAAAUGGUUGAUGUGGUGGGUGGGUGUUGCCGCCCCACCUUUGUUGUCCUACUGCAUGGUGCUUGUACCAUGGAAGUGCAGGAAGUGAAUUCGAAGUAUGGCUUUCUAAGCAUGUCAUCAACUCUUGCCGUAUGGGUAGAUAUCACACUGCAGAGAAUCAAGCAGCUUUGACGGUGGGAGAUUGUCUUUACAGGAAGCUCCUUUGGCUGUGGAGGAGUGCCUUGCUUUUGUCCAUCGCUUUCGGCUAGUUUUUAUGGGGGCACUGAUUUUAUCUUUGAUGUCGCCAUUGUGGAUGUCAAGUUCCCUGGUCAUUGUUGUCAAGGUGCAACUGCUGUGAAUUCCCAGCGUGAGAAGGCUGAGAAGAUGAAGCGCCUGGCUCAGAGCACUGCAUAACGUCGGCACUUGACCCACUUUGUUGUUUCUGCUGAGGGCCUCUUUACUGCUGAAACUACAACUGCUCUCCAAUGGCUAAGAAGUGAUCCAAGCCCUACGCUGUGGUUUGCUCCUAUGCUGCUGCACAAUUGAGCAUCGCCCUUGCUCGAGUGUGGCUCCCGACAUUGGGUCGAUCGUUGCUCCGUGGAUCUCUAUCACUAGUCUUUGUCCUCUCAUCCAUUCCACUUUCCUUGACGUCCUUCCUCAUGACCCUUUCAUUCUCCUCCAUCCUCGGUUGGCCUGCUUUGUCUUGAUUCUCUGGCUAACUCACAUGCUUCCCUCGCUCAACCUCUGACUUUCCACACAUUGCCCACUCUAACCACAUAGUAACCUGUGCAAGCACAGUUAUAGUUUUCAUAGUUUUCUAUUAGUGGUCUCUGCUGGGUGCGGUUGUACCUCCU